Molecule: messenger RNA, 852 nt
Organism: Iphiclides podalirius (scarce swallowtail)
Lineage: Eukaryota; Metazoa; Arthropoda; Insecta; Lepidoptera; Papilionidae
Source: the annotation of a GenBank genome assembly
AUGGCCUCGUCAAGGAAUAGAGUGAACAAUCUGGAAGGCAUCGACAACCAUGCAGCUACAGAAGAUAACGGAACAAGCCUGAGACCUGACCUGGUGAUAAGUGUACAGCCUCAACAACAUGAAAAUGGUCGCGCCGAGUUGCCAGUGUCUACAGUAGAUUGGCAGUCACGAAGUCGCGGACAAUUCAUUCCCAGGCACGGUCUCGAUUUCCUAAUCGGUACAUCAACUUUACUCAUACAGCAAACUGUUGAGCUGAACGACCUGACAUCAAAAAUCGACUCAGAGAAUCGGUACACGGUGAAAGUUCCCAACGGUGAAACAUUAUACUUCGCUAGUGAAGUGUCCACACCGUCUCAGAGAUGUCUAUGCGGCACUGGCCGGUCGUUCGUGAUGCAUCUGCACGACAACACGCGGCAGGAAGCCCUCUUAUUAAGCAGGAGGCUUGCAGGAGCCUCCUGCCUUUUUCCUUGCAGGCUACAGGAAAUGAAGGUCAUAACACCGCCUGGCAACUACGUGGGCCGAGUGCAUCAGCAAUGGACGUGGAUGGUGCCGUUUUACCUCGUGAGAGACGCCAACGAUGAAGUAUUAUUUGUCAUUGAGGGUCCUGCUUCUUUAAAGAGAAGCGCCCUCAUACUGUCCGAGUUCAAGAUAAUGUCAGGAGAUUCCUUGAGGGAGAUGGGAAAGAUAUCUCACGGCUGGGAUCGGGAAUUGGUGAACUUUGCAACGACUCUCAAGUUUCCCGACACUGCAGUCCAACCCAAACACAAGGCCCUACUGCUUGCGGCUACUUUUCUAAUGGAAUACACGUAUUUUGAGAGAGCAAAGUCCAGUUGUUGGCGUUUCAACUGCCUU